CCAAACAGUAGACAGCGCGCAGUUUGGAGAACGCCUGUUGUAAUUUGAGGUUAAGUUGUGACCCUUGUUAUCCGUUAGGAGUUAAUAGUUGACAAUGUGGGGCGAAAAAGCGUUUGCCAAUGAUGGCGGUGGGUACUUUAACUCUUCGGAGGUGUCUUCGCCGGCGGCGAACACGAAACGCGGACCAAAACGGGCCCAGAACAUCGUCCCGGUGAUGAUGAAGCACUUGAUCGACAGCCCGGACGAACUGCAAAUCUGGGGUACGGAUGUGCAGAUAAUAACGACCGUUGGUAUCGUCCGUCGGAUAGACCCUUCGGCGACGAAGAUAACCUACGACAUAGAGGACGAAACCGGGACGAUAACGGCCUUCCACUGGAUAGAGGCAGACAAACCACCACAGGAGUCUGUCAUCGAGGUGAAUACCUACGUCCGGGUCUACGGCUCACUCCGCGAGCAGCACCAGAAGAAGCACAUUCUCGUUAUGAAAAUAUACCCCAUAGUAGACCUGAACGAACUCACCCUUCAUCUCCUGGAGACGAUAUACGUCGAUCUGAAGGGUGAGAAAUUGGCUGGGGCCGGCAACAUGGACGCGACUGGCAUCCAGGACUCGAAGCAACCUGUUGGGCUGCAGAAUUCGUUGAUGGAUUCCUCGAUAAUGGGGGCGAGUCUUGGCGGCAUGACGAACGACCAGAAAGCCGUCUUCAAGAUAAUACAGUCCGAAAACGACACGCCGAGCGGCAUCGAGAGGGAUCAGAUCAAGGCGCGGGUGCAGCCGCAUAUCCGUUCUCAGGUCGACGAUAUCCUCGAUUUUCUGGCCGGGGAAGGACACAUUUACACAACGCUUACCGACGAUCACUUCAAAACAACGUAAACAUAGGACACCCAACGUCGACUUGUUUAAAUUUUUCGGGUACUUGUUGAUCGGGUACCUUUACCCCUUUCUUUUUUAAAGAAAGUUGUUAUAGUACAAUAGAAUUACGUCAGUAAAAUUGAAAUUAUUCCAUUGCCAGUCUAUUCUUGAUGAACCGCUAAAUGAUGAGAAAAAAAAAAUUAUUUUGAAUGAAAAAAAUUAAAACAGUACGCAUUAAUUUUUUUUGUUUGUGCAUUUUAGUCGAUGCUGUGACGUUACGUGUAAUGCGUUGCAGUUAUAAUAUGAAUAUCAUAUAUUUUUUCUCAACUUCUCGCUAGAAAUAUGGUAGUGUUUAGUUCUAGGUUAAUCUGUGUUUACUUUUUUGUUUGUUCAUAAAAAACCGUAAUUCCAAAGACUAAUAAAAUGAAGCAAGGUUUUUUUUACACUCGUCUUAUACCAUUUUCCAUCUGCGCUUACAAGAUAUCUGCAAACAAGACGAUUUUCAUUCGGCUGAUUUAU
Molecule: messenger RNA, 1369 nt
Organism: Diprion similis
Lineage: Eukaryota; Metazoa; Arthropoda; Insecta; Hymenoptera; Diprionidae
Gene: RPA2
Product: replication protein A 32 kDa subunit
Exons: 1
Coding region: 95-871 (258 amino acids)
Biological process (GO): DNA replication; double-strand break repair via homologous recombination; nucleotide-excision repair
Cellular component (GO): DNA replication factor A complex; chromosome, telomeric region; nucleus
Molecular function (GO): DNA binding
Source: RefSeq, a predicted model, not a curated record